UGUGUACUCACUGGGUAUAGAGGGUCUAAAGUACACAAGGUGAAGAUCAUCAUCUUACAGUAUUACCAUGGAGACACAAAAUGGUGAUGUCAUAUUGCAGAAUAGCGAGAAGUCACAAAACAGUAUGAAGAGAAAUGGACCUCUAGAAACAAUAGACCUGGCCGCAGCACUAGAGACUCCUAAAGAUGCAGCAAAAGUCAUAUCUCGGGCUUUAGAAAAUGAAGGGUUCCUCUACAUAGUCAAUAUCCCAGAUUUUGAAUCUGCUGAACUACUCAAAGCUACUAAAUGGUUCUUUAACCUUCCUCUUAAUGAAAAGAUGACAUUAGCUCGAAAGGCAUUUGAGCCAGAAAACGUUAACACAUUUAGAGGGUACAACCCUGUCAUCCCAGGGGGACACUCCUAUAAAGAAGCGUUUGAGAUAGGUAUGUUCGGAGAUUUUGAUUACGACAAGCAUAAGAAGAAAACAUACAUAGAUAGUAGGCCACUGAUGCGAGAUAUCGCCAUGGAAGGAAAUGUCUGGCCAGAUUAUGACCCACAAUAUCCAAAGUUUAAAGACACCAUCAUCAAAUAUUGUGAUAUAUAUCGUAAAACUGGGGAACAGGUGCUGCAAUUAAUUGCACUAAGUUUGGGGUUGGAGAAAACGGCGCUAGAUCAUCUCUUUCAGUCCAAUAUCCUAGCCAUGUUCCGUUUGUUACACUACCCAUCUCGUGUCAAUUUCUCAAGAUCUGAGAUCCCCGAUGAAGCUAUAGAUGGAGACGAGUUGAUAACAACAGGUGCACACGCUGAUUCUAGCUAUAUAACACUCCUUGCGACAUUUGACAAUUGGGGGCUGCAAAUGCAACAGAAAGGGGUGUGGAUCGAUGUACCCCCGAUAAAAGAUAGCCUCCUUAUGAACAUAGGUGCAUUAAUGUCCGAGUUGGUAGGAGGAAGGUUUAGAGCCACGAUUCACAGAGUUGUUGACCUUGGAAAAGAUAGAUUCUCUGCCCCAUUCUUUUAUUCACCAAGCUUUGAUGCUGAUAUCAGCAAGACAUAUGAUGGCAAAGACAUUGAGCGUCCAGGUCAAUAUAAAAAGUAUGGGCCAUGGAUGUUAAAGAGAACCAGCCAGUUUAAAGAAUAUUCUUCUACUGACUUUGGUGUCUAUCUAGAAAAAUAAUCAGCUUAUUGUUCAGGACAGUAUUAAUAUAAGACACAUGCUUAUUUUCAUUCACCUAAAUUCCUCCAACACUCACAGCUGAAAGUGUUGAUGAUUUAAGCCUUGGACUCGUUGCAAUGUGGAAUGACCAUUCCUUGAAGGUGUUGCUUUCCAAAAUUUGCACGAGAUGCGUACAAUA
Molecule: messenger RNA, 1331 nt
Organism: Owenia fusiformis
Lineage: Eukaryota; Metazoa; Annelida; Polychaeta; Sabellida; Oweniidae
Source: the annotation of a GenBank genome assembly